This is a messenger RNA of Trematosphaeria pertusa, 2966 nucleotides long. Its product is annotated as aminopeptidase-like protein. The transcript has 8 exons. Bases 154 to 2805 code for a protein of 883 amino acids. Gene Ontology annotation, biological process: proteolysis; peptide catabolic process. Lineage: Eukaryota; Fungi; Ascomycota; Dothideomycetes; Pleosporales; Trematosphaeriaceae. Gene Ontology annotation, cellular component: cytoplasm. The record is from RefSeq and is a predicted model, not a curated record. Gene Ontology annotation, molecular function: metalloaminopeptidase activity; peptide binding; zinc ion binding.
CGCCAUGGCGUCAGAUAGAGAUAUUCUCCCAAGCUGGUCAGUUAGAGCGUCCCGUCACACAGCAGCACCAGCAGCAUCUUGGGCAAAGAUAUAGGCCCCGUCAUGACUCACAGCUGCCAUUGAUCUUCCCAUAGUAGAUGGCGUGCGCCAUUGAUGCAUGCGCUAAUAGGGAUGAACAGGAUCAAGCCUUGGCAUUACAACAUCUCCCUCCACGACCUCGAAUUCGGCGGAAACUUCACUUAUCAGGGAACUGUGACCAUCCAUACCGAUAUCGAGAAGGACGAUGGAUUCAAUGACGUUAUCCUCAAUUCUCAUCAGCUCAAGGUCCAUAGCGCGGAGCUCAAGACGGAGAGGGCUGUGAACGAGGCCAAGGACAUUACGUACGACGAGAAGCGCCAGCGUGUGACGUUUGACUUUGGGGAGAAGAUUGAAUACUCUGGCGAGGCUGUCCUUACACUGAAGUUCCAGGGUACCAUCAACAACAUCAUGGCUGGCUUCUACCGCUCCAAGUACAAGCCGAAGGGCGAAGUCCCUGCUUCCGUGGCCAAGGACGAUGAGUUCCACUACAUGUUCAGCACUCAGUUCGAAUCCUGCGAUGCCCGCCGAGCCUUCCCCUGCUUCGACGAACCGAACCUGAAGGCGACCUUCGACGUAGAAAUCGAAAUCCCAAAAGACCAGGUAGCACUCAGCAACGUGCCAGAGAAGGAGACAAAGCCGAGCAAGAAGGAGGGAUUCCAUACCGUGGUCUUCAAGCGUUCCCCGGUCAUGUCGACAUACCUUCUCGCGUGGGCUAUUGGAGACUUCGAAUAUGUUGAGGCGUUCACGAAGCGCAAGUAUAACGGCAAGAGCUUGCCCGUGAGGGUAUACACUACUCGCGGACUGAAGGAUCAGGGUCGGUUCGCCUUGGAGAAUUGUCAUCAGAUCGUCGACUAUUUCUCGGAGGUGUUCCAGAUCGACUACCCGCUUCCCAAGGUCGACCUGUUGGCUGUUCACGAGUUUUCACACGGCGCCAUGGAGAACUGGGGUCUCAUCACAUAUCGGACCACCGCCGUGCUCUUCGACGAGAAGACGUCCGCAGACAGCUAUCGGAAUCGUGUAGCUUACGUCGUGGCCCACGAACUCGCUCAUCAGUGGUUCGGUAACCUGGUCACUAUGGAUUGGUGGAGCGAGCUCUGGCUCAACGAAGGCUUCGCCACUUGGGUUGGCUGGUUCGCCAUCGACCAUCUAUACCCUGAUUGGAACGUUUGGGGACAGUUUGUUACUGAAUCUGUCCAAACAGCCUUCCAACUGGACGCUCUACGAUUCUCUCACCCCAUCGAGGUUCCCGUCUAUGAUGGCCUCGAAGUUGACCAGAUCUUCGAUCAUAUCAGCUAUCUCAAGGGAAGCUCGGUGAUUCGCAUGUUGAGUUCCCACAUCGGCGAGAAGACCUUUCUGCAGGGUGUGGCGGACUAUCUCAAGGCUCACCAGUACACGAACGCUACCACCAACGAUCUCUGGUCGGCACUCAGCAAGGCAUCAGGCCAGGAUGUUAACAGCUUCAUGGAUAACUGGAUUCGCAAGAUUGGAUUCCCAGUAGUCACUGUUGCUGAAGAGCCUGGUCAAAUCGGUCUUCGUCAACAACGCUUCCUGCUUGCGGGUGAUGCCAAGCCCGAGGAGGAUGAGACUGUCUGGUGGAUUCCACUCGGACUGCACUCUGGGUCUUCCGCUAAUGCCGCAUCACUUCACAAAGUCAAUGCGUUGACGCAGAAGGAGGAUACGGUUCGGGAAGUGGACGACACAUUCUAUCAGCUGAACAAGAACCUCACGGGCUUCUAUAGGACAAAUUACCCACCAGAGCGCCUAAGGAAACUCGGAGAAGCCCGAGAGCACUUGACCGUUCAGGACAAGAUUGGGCUUGUUGGGGACGCCUACGCGAACGCCAUCGCUGGCUACGGUUCGACACCUGGUCUCUUGGCACUUGUAGAACGUUUCCAGGACGAGACAAACUACUUAGUCUGGUCACAGAUCGUCACGAACCUGGGCAAUGUUCGCAAUGUAUUCUCCGGCACCGAGGAUAUCAGCGAUGCUUUGAAGAAGUACGAGUUGAAGCUGGUCACUCCAGCAGCAGAGAAGGUCGGUUGGGAGUUCAAGCAAGGCGAAGGCUUCCUGAUCGGCCAACUGCGCGCUCUACUAAUAAAUAUUGCUGGCGUCCUCGGCCACAAGGGAAUCGUCGAAGAAGCCUUGCGACGCUUCGACCUCUACGUGUCUGGCGAGGAUAAGUCCGCGAUCAACCCGUCCCUCCGUUUGGCAGUCUUCUCGAUCGCCGUCAAAGAGCGUGGCGAGUCUGCGUUCAAGGCCAUCCAGAAUGAGUAUUCGACCACUACAUCCAUCGACGGCAAGGAGAUCUGUCUUCGUUCUCUCGGCCGUGUGCAGACCCCCGAGCUCGCACAAGAAUUCCUCUCCUUCAUCUUCUCGGACAAGGUCGCCAUGCAAGACAAGCACUCUGGCACCAUUGCGCUCUCCAGCAACGCCAAGGUGCGCAUCGAAGUGUGGAAGUUCGUCCGUGAUAACUGGGAUAGCCAUGUCCACCCUACGCUCUCAGGUAACAUGGUGGUGCUGGAGCGCUUCCUCCGCUUUGGACUGAACAAGUUUGCGGAUGAUAAGAUCGCGGAUGAGAUUGCGGCCUUCUUCAAGGACAAGGAUACCAGGGGCUAUAACAAGGGUCUGGAUGUUAUCGACGAUACCAUCCGUAGUCAUGCGAAGUAUAGGAGCAGGGAUGAGAGUGUGGUGCGGGAGUGGUUGAAGGCAAAUGGGUAUAUUCAGUGACUUCGGGCUGGACUGUAGUCGGUGAGGAGCCGACAAGAGCCGGCUAAGGCUGAGGGACCAUUGAGACGAGAUCUUCCCUCCAACGAUAUAGCACUAAAAGUCAAAUAUCAAGAUAUGUGUAGCAUAUGGGCGAUGUGAAAAUACCCUUUCAGAGACAGAUU